This is a messenger RNA of Aureobasidium namibiae CBS 147.97, 3075 nucleotides long. RefSeq lists its product as uncharacterized. The transcript has a single exon. Gene Ontology annotation, biological process: intracellular calcium ion homeostasis; calcium ion transmembrane transport. Gene Ontology annotation, molecular function: calcium channel activity; calcium ion binding. Bases 1 to 3075 code for a protein of 1024 amino acids. Gene Ontology annotation, cellular component: membrane. The record is from RefSeq and is a predicted model, not a curated record. Lineage: Eukaryota; Fungi; Ascomycota; Dothideomycetes; Dothideales; Saccotheciaceae.
AUGUCGACACCAGCGGACGAAAGGCCGGAGCCUACAUACCAUAUGCCCUCAUAUCACCUACCCUCAUACAAUGUCAACCCCCACACUGGCCACCCUCACACAGGCGAACGAUCUUCGGAUGAAGAAGGAACUGUUGUUGGCGACCACCGAGAUCACAGCAACCACAGCGAGCACCGGGAUGUACACAGCGACCACCGAUAUCACGACGAGGAACAUGAAGCACCACCAAUCGACCCUCGUGUGCACCGCAUGGGCAGCCACCUCACAGUCGAUACGGCCAACGACCCUCACUACCAUCCUCGCCUGCACGACAUGACAUCGCCUUCUCAGUCCCGAGAGAUGGCCAACCGACUUGAUGAUGACCUGGCGUUGCUCAAGAUCGAAAGACAAAUAUCACACGACGCCGAAACCAACAGAGAUGGAGCUUCAAACAUGGGUCGUCAGCGUUCUAGAAGAGACGACAUGAUAGACGAGUUCGAUGUUGCGACCAACCCGAUUCACGAGCAAACGGCACUAUACAAGCCUCCGCAGGAUCCGGUCGGCAAGUUCUCCAAGUUGAUCAAGAGAAUUCACCAUUCGAGUUUCUUGGUCCGCUAUCUCACAUACAUCCUACCCGUGGUCUUGAUCCUUCUCAUCCCGCUGUUGAUCGGCGCGUUUGUUAGUCCUGCAACAAGUGCUGUGGUUGGAGGUGUCGAACUCAUGUGGUUUAUGAUUUGGCUGGAGAUUGUUUGGCUCACACUUUGGGCUGGCAGACUUCUCGCCAAGUGUCUUCCCUACCCGAUCGGUCUUGUUUCCACCAUCUUCACAAACAACAGCAAAAAAUGGCGUGAUAUGGGCAAGCAACUCGAACUCCCUGCAACGCUGUUCUUCUGGUGGCUUGGCGUUGAGGUCUCUUUCCUACCGACCAUGAAGAACCACCAAGCCAGUGGUACCAAAACAACACAAAAAUGGAUGGGAACCAUGAACAAGGUCCUCGUAGCUCUCUUUGUCGGCAUGAUUCUCAACUUUGUCGAGAAGAUCAUCAUUCAACUCAUCGCCAUCAGUUUCCACUUGCGCACCUACGCCGAUCGUAUCGAACUGAACAAAUUCCAAAUUGGUAGCUUGGUCAAGCUUUACACUUUCUCCAAAGCAAAGAUUGCCAUGGAGGAUUCUGAAUUUGAACAACCUUCUGGCGUGGAUUCUGGUGCUCGCACUCCUGGUCGUUACCUUCAGGAAGCCCAGAAACAGACAAAGGAAAUCUUCAACAAGGUCGGUGAUGUUGCUGGCAAGAUGGCAGGCGAUUUCACUGGAAAGUCUGUUGCAAGGAGCACUCACCCUCAUCAAGUUGUACUGACACUCUUGGGCUCCACCAAUGGUAGUCAAGUCCUUGCACGCCGUCUUUAUCGUACUUUUGCAAGACCUGAGACCGAAACUGUCUACAACGAUGAUCUGAAGAAUGCCUUUGAUAACGAUGAAGAAGCUGAAGCUGCUUUCUCCAUGUUCGAUAAGGACAUGAACGGUGACAUUUCCAUGGAAGAAUUGGAAGCUGUUUGUGUUGAGAUCGGUCGUGAGCGCAAGUCUAUCACUGCCUCCCUGAAGGAUCUGGACUCAGUUGUCGGCAAGCUCGAUGACAUGUUCAUGUUCCUUGUUGCCGUUAUUACCAUCCUUGUCUUCAUCUCGUUGAUCUCGACUUCCGCUGCUGGUGUUCUUACUUCGGCUGGUUCAACUGUCCUCGGUCUUUCCUGGCUCUUCUCGGCAACCGCAACUGAAAUCUUGCAGUCCAUCAUUUUCGUUUUCGUGAAGCAUCCCUUCGAUGUCGGCGAUCGUGUUACCAUCUACGGAAACACUGGCGCCACUCUGACUGGUGAUGACUACUUCGUCAAGGAGAUUGCAUUACUCUACACUGAGUUCAAGAAGAUGGAGGGACACGUGGUGCAGGCACCCAACAGUUACCUCAACACUCUUUUCAUUCUCAACCAGCGUCGUUCCGGUGGUCUCGCCGAAGCCGUGCCAGUCGUCAUCAAAUUCGGCACCACUCUGGAACAGAUCGAGACUCUGCGCAACCGUCUACUCGACUUUGUCAAGCAAGAAAACCGCGAAUACCAGGGCAACAUCCUAACCGAACUGCGGUCCGUCACUGAAGUACACUCUCUCACUCUCAACGUUGUCUUUUUCUACAAGUCCAACUGGCAAAACGAAGGUCUUCGUCUUGCACGAAGAAACAAGUUCAUCUGCGCCCUUAUGGUUACCAUGCAAGAAUGCGGUAUCGAGGGUCCUCGCAUGCGCUUCCCCGGUCAGAAGGAGUCUUUCCCUGUGUAUAUGCAAAAUAUUCCUCACCAGGCUACUCCUGGUAUGGGUCGCAAUGGUCACCCCGACAACCCAACUGGCUGGUCGGAAGGUGAACACCAUGAUCCACCAUUCGUUACUCCCUCCGAAGGCCCCAUCGGUGGCCGGGCACGUACUGGCUCUAUUCUCCGCCAGGGCUCUCUUGCUCGUCCUCGCCACGAGACUCUCGCACAGAUGGGCAAGCGUGUCGACUUUUCGCUGGGCAUGAGUGCAGAAGCAGCAAACAACUACUCAGGUGACGUAUUCGAAGACGACGAGCGCAGACCACGCCUUCCCAUCAGCGUCACCUCGCCAUCGCCAGACAACCGCAACAGAAAAUCAAACGACACCCACAGAUCUACCGAUACUGGCCGCUCCACCUCUCGAGAUGUCGGCCCUGGCCGUCUCGCACGCAGAUCCACGGAUACCUCCACGACUUCGCGUCCUCACCACCGCAACCGUUUCUUUGGCCGUGCCCGUGGCAACACCAUUGAUGAUCAAGCCAUGAUGGAGAAAGGAAUGGCGGACAUUCCUGAGGAUUCUCCUGGCGGUGCAAACAGUGCUGCCAUAGACCCACGCACUGGUCUGGUGUCGGGAGCUGCAUGGCGAACACGGACCAACGAAUCGAAUGUUGUUCGUAAGAGUCAGGAGAGGCCUAGGACAAGUCAUACUGCCGAUACUGCCGGACAUUCCAUCGGACUUGAUGGGCCACCACAGUUGCAUCCUGGAGAUCCUUCUGUCGAGGACUUUGAGAUGAAGAGGUUCAAUUAA